Molecule: messenger RNA, 1050 nt
Organism: Verticillium alfalfae VaMs.102
Lineage: Eukaryota; Fungi; Ascomycota; Sordariomycetes; Glomerellales; Plectosphaerellaceae
Exons: 1
Coding region: 1-1050 (349 amino acids)
Biological process (GO): nucleolar large rRNA transcription by RNA polymerase I
Cellular component (GO): RNA polymerase I core factor complex
Molecular function (GO): RNA polymerase I core promoter sequence-specific DNA binding; TBP-class protein binding
Source: RefSeq, a predicted model, not a curated record
AUGAUCGACUACCAUCACUUCUGCAGCCUGGAUUUCACUCAUCGUCCGUAUCGCGACACCAGGAGACGACAAAAGCCUCGCCGGUGGAAAGCCCCCUCCACCGCCCCUGUUGCCGAUACAGACACAGACGCAGAGGACUCCUGCGCCGAGACCGAUUUCGAGACAGAAGCCGAAUCAGGGCACGAAUCGUCUCUCCCCAAACCCCAGUCGUAUGCAGCGGAGCGGGCCGCUCUUCAGCCCUUGGCUCGCUCCAUCGCCGUCUUCCUCGCCCGUGGCGACAUCCUCGCCGCCAAGCGCGCCUUUGGCCUUCUCAUGCGCUCUCGUGUCUCUGGAAAACCGGUCGAUAUUCGGCGCAAUCAUUACUGGGAGCUGGGUGCUGAGAUACUCAUGCGUGAGCCCGUGUCGGAGGAGAACGCGGCUUGGGCGCCGACGGACGACAGUGACAUGUCCCAAGAGCGGCGCCGCAAGAAGCAGCAGCACCGUUAUCCGAUCUCCAAUGUGCCACAGGUCAAGGAAUACUUUCAGGGCCUCAUUCGGAAUUACCCCCACCAUCUCGGCGCGAGAAAGGCAGCUUCGGCCCUGCAGUUCUGGCCGGCGCAGGUCAGCUACGAGAUCAGCCAGAUGCACGCCCAACACACCGCUGCACUGGACGACCUAGGUGCCGACGCGGAGAGAUGGGAGACGGAUCCGGAUAUGGACAUGUACAAUGAGGGGGCUGACGAUGAAUUCGACUCGGAAGACAGAGACCCAUUCCACCCGGACGACAGUUCCAGAGGCAGGCCUCGCAGGGCUCGAUGCGUUGUUGACGCCCGGAAAAGCGGAAUGCGUCAGCGCGGAGACGAGAUCCGUGCCAAGACCCUUGACGGAAAUGCCGCGAUCUCCCCCUCGCGCAUGGACAAGUUACUGGACAGUUCUGCCCGUUCUCGCCGAAGCCCCGAGCUGCAGCGGCUGCGCGGGAUCGUCUCGCUGUACAUCGCCGACCUGCUUGUGCCGGCGGACUGCCCUCGUCCGGAAGACCGGCAAGAAGCAGAAACCAAAAAAAUUGGCUGA